Hylaeus volcanicus is the source of this 1203-nucleotide messenger RNA. RefSeq lists its product as uncharacterized. The coding region runs from base 1 to 1203 and encodes 400 amino acids. The record is from RefSeq and is a predicted model, not a curated record. NCBI's taxonomy places the organism in Eukaryota, Metazoa, Arthropoda, Insecta, Hymenoptera, Colletidae. The transcript has a single exon.
AUGGCUAAUAUCUUAAACAUUGGAGGUGAACCGACCUUUGACGACAGCAUCGCCAAGAUUGAGACUCACACAUACAACUCAUACGCCAACACAACGUUUGAGCACAACAAUGAGAUACGAAUACCUAUACAACAGCAGGAUUUAUACACGUUACCAUGCGAGAGCUUUUUAUACGUUGGAGGAAGAUUCAGAGUAAAGAAACCAAAGGAAGGGGUGGAACCACACCUCGGAAACAAUUGUGUAGCCUUUAUGUUUGAUGAAAUUCGAUAUAAACUCAAUGGUGUGGAGAUUGAUCGCAACAGAAACGUUGGAAUAACAAGCACCAUCAAAAAUUUUGUGUCCCUAACAUUUGACAAAUCGCUAAUUUUACGGAAUGCUGGAUGGAUCACGCAGUCAAACACACCGAUAGGUUACUUUAACUUUUGCGUACCGCUCAACAUGCUGUUGAGUUUUUGCGAAGAUUACAGGCGUAUAGUAAUCAACGCUCGUCACGAACUCAUUCUUAUACGCGCGUGCAGUGAUAAUAACUGCAUCGUUGGAGAUUCCACGCUGGAACCGGUGGUCGAAUUAUUAAAGAUACAGUGGCAAAUGCCUCACGUCGUACUGAAUGAUACGAAUAAACUAUCGUUGUUGCGAAUUUUCGAAAGCGGGCAAUACCUAAGCAUGAGUUUUCGUUCGUGGGUCCUGUACGAGUAUCCUUUGUUGCAAAGUACGACGAAACAUUCGUGGGCCGUUAAAACUGCGACUCAGCUGAAGAAACCGCGAUACGUCAUUUUUGCACUGCAGACUGGUCGAAAGAAUAUCAUGUCUGAAGAUGCGAGCAAUUUCGAUAUAUGUAAAUUGACCAAGGUGAAACUUUAUCUAAACUCUGACUUUUAUCCAUACGAUGACUUGAAUCUUGAUUUUGAUAGAAACAGAUAUGCUAUUCUUUUUGAUAUGUAUGCACGUUUUCGUAAAGUUUAUUACGGAUACGACUGUUACGAAACGCUUUGCAACACGAACAACUUUUUGUUGCAUGGGCCGUUUGUAGUCAUCGAUUGCUCGCGACAGAACGAAUCAAUCAAGAGCGCCACCGUAGAUGUGCGAAUAGAAUUUGAUUGCAAAGAAAACGUGCCAUCAAAUACUACCCCGUACUGUCUUAUUUUGCAUGAUCGCGACAUCGAAUACUGUCCAUUGUCCAACGUUGUGUGCAAAAUCACAUAA